Molecule: messenger RNA, 1857 nt
Organism: Elaeis guineensis (African oil palm)
Lineage: Eukaryota; Viridiplantae; Streptophyta; Magnoliopsida; Arecales; Arecaceae
Source: RefSeq, a predicted model, not a curated record
ACCGACGCUGGUCGUGCCUUGGUCGAAUCCGUAUAAAAACGACGCGGUGGAGAUUCAACCAGUAAUUUUUCCUCUCUCGUGGGACCUCUGUGCCGGCCGUCCUUCGGAGGAACGAAAACCCUAAUUCCGAUCCCCAGGACCCGCAAACCCCAGAAAACCCCCAGAUCCAAAUCCACAGCCCGUGAGAGAGAAGGGCGAUGGGAGGGCACGGAGGCCUCAACAUAUUGCCGCAGAAGCGGUGGAACGUUUACAACUACGAGAACCGCGAGAAGGUCCGCCGCGACGAGGAGGCAGCCGCCCGCGAGGAGCAGCUCAAGCGCGAGCAGUCCCGCCGCCGCGACGCCGAGUUCCGCCUCGAGCGCCUCCGCCAGGCCCGUGGUCUCUCUUCCUCCUCCACCUCCGCCGCCGCGAACACGUCUUCCACCGAUUCCCGCCACAUCAACCUCUUCGACGGCCUCGCCGACUUCUCCUCCCUUGGCGGCGCCCAGGAGGAAUCCAAGAAGCACAGAAAAGAGGAGGCCGAAGAUGGCGGUUCCAAGAAAUCCAAGAAGCAAAGGAGGGAGGAGAAGCCUCCGGCGGUGUCGCCGGAGGACGAGAAAUACAAGCUGGGGUACGGCCUGGUCGGGAAGGGCGUCAAGGCACCGUGGUACCUCUCGAGGUCGUCGUCCUUGUUGGAAGACGUUGACGAGGGGAUCGAGGGGCGGAGCUCUUCGGCGAGCGUUGGUGGUUCCGGGAAGAAGAAUGGGGGGAAGAAGACGAUAGAGGAGCUGAGGGAGGAGCGGAGGAGGAGGGAGAAGCAGGAGAAGGAAAGAGAGCGGGCGCUCCUUGCAUCGGUAGCGAAGAAGGGAAUGGAUCGAGGGUUUUCUAGGCGGCACCUGUGAAAUGAAUGCUAAGCAGCGGAAGGACGGUUUUUGAUGAGAAGAUUGUGAAUAUGGAGGACUCUCAUAUGCAUGUAAAUUGUUCUUUUUCCUAUUUGUAAAUGUUUGGUGGAUUGUGAUGAUGAAGUGUUGUACUUUGUGUUACUUUAUUCUCUAACCGACUGAAACUAGAGAAUCGUGGUUCCCGGAUCAAUAAUUCAAUAUGAUGAUGUAACUUCUGAAAUGGGACAGUCUGAGAGCAAAUCUCUAGUUAACAGCUGCAUUUUUUUUAAAUGUCAAGAGAGACGCUCAAUCUGUGUCAAUCGUCAAGCACGGCCUUUGAAACAUGUACAUGGUUAGAGUUGCAAUCUGCACCAUUGGUGGGCAAAAUGAGAAGUUGGCAUGUCCUUGAUUCCUGACUCCUGUGAACUUCCAUAGUCUGGAUAUUUUGAUGCGGGUGGAGAUGGGAAUAAUGGUACAUUAAGAGACAAAUUUUGUUGCUUAUGUUAGUGGUUCAGUGCAAAGAUUUGAGGUAUUUCCAGAACAGUGGACCCUUUGUUAAUUGUUAUUGCUUAAUGAAUCUUUCCAUUUUGAUGAUUGCAUAGUUUCUCUACUACAUUUCUCUGUGACUACUCACUAUAAUAAUAAGGGCUUCAGUAUUUGAGCCAAGUGCUCUUUUUAUAUCCACUAGAUGGAUAUGAUUGGUCCACCAGAUUAGAAAAAGCCGAGUCCUAUCAAGAAAGUUAUGGAGGCUGAUCAAAAAGCUAAUGCAUUUAUAAACCGGGCAAGCUUAUCAGAUAUGUAACGCAUGUUGGGAGAAGACUGCCCAGAUGUCCCUGUGGGUGGCAAGGAAGAUCUUCUAGGUGGCUUGGAAAUAUGGUUUGUAUUUUAGCAUCAUUGGGAAGCACAAAUUUUCAUUUAGGCCGUGAUUGUAAAGAAAAUUUUGUACUUUCAGUUGUGCUUUGUCGGUUCUACCUUCUCCUGUAUUUUUAUGAGUAAA